Messenger RNA from Aureobasidium uvarum, 873 nucleotides. Lineage: Eukaryota; Fungi; Ascomycota; Dothideomycetes; Dothideales; Saccotheciaceae. The record is from the annotation of a GenBank genome assembly.
AUGACAGAAUCGGAAGAGAAGCAGAUCUAUCACGGGAACUGCCAUUGUGGCGCCUUCAAGUUCUCCGUCGCUCUCGCACCGAUCAAGAAGGCUGCGGUAUGCAACUGUAGUAUUUGCAGAAGAAAGGGAUAUCUCUUUGCAGUGCCCGAGAAGCCAUCUGACUUCAAAGUCGAAGUUGGCGAUGGCGUCUUGGAGACCUAUUCGUUCGGCAAUGGAGUCGCUGAGCACAAGGUAACCAAUUGCCCAGCUCAAUGGCUUCAAAAGAAAAAAAAACUUAUAAUGUCCAGNUUCUGUCCAACCUGCGGUACGGGUGUUCUGGUCGAAGCAGCAAAAAUGAACUUCCUAGCCGUCAAUGUGNNAAACCUCCAACCAAACCAUCCUCUAUCUUUCCCACAAUCUCUGACAAGAAUCCAGAUAAGAACUUUCAAGCACGGAGAAGUGGACAUUGACAACUUAAGAAUCAGCACCACGGAUCGCGCAAACAUCGAACCAGUCUACACACCUUUUGUUCUCCCUCAAGAUCAAACACCUCAAGUAUCCGAAGGACAAAAGGUGUACACCGGCAGCUGCCACUGUCAAGCUAUAAAGUAUACCGUUGUGUCUGAAGAGAUCAACGAAGUCCGCACUUGCAACUGCAGUUUCUGCUCUCGUCUGACAGACUACCUCUUCCACCCUAGUCGUGCAUACCACGGUUUCUGUGGUGUCUGUGGUGUCGACGUGGUCAAUAGAGUAGACUUGCACCCUGUUUUCAAAGCUCCGGUCAGGCCGAUCAAUGUAAGGACUAUGGAUAAUAUUUCGUUGGAAGAUCUCAAGAUCGAAAAGGUGGAUGGAUGGUCUCAGGAGACCGGUCCCUACAAGCCUUACGAUGUCUGA